GUUUUAUUAUUUUGGAAGAAUCUGGCAUUGCUAAAGGCAUUCGUAGAAUAGUUGCUGUGACUGGAGAAGAAGCUCAGCAGGCAAUUAAGGUUGCUGAUGAAUUCCGAAUUAAAAUUGAUAAUAUCUCAAAAUUACAAGGAGCUGAAUUGGAUUCUGUACUUAAACUAGUAUCAAAAGAACUUGAUGCUUCAAAUAUAUCUUCACUAAAAAAAUCAGAAUAUCACAUAAUAAAUAAUCAUUUUGAAAAAAAUCCUGACAGUCUAUAUAUAAUUAAAUUACUAGAUGUUGGAUCUAACACAAAGGCUAUUGCUGGUGGUAUUUCACACUGUAAGGCAAACCUGAAAGACAAAGCUGCUUACUUAUUUUCAAUUGAUGAAACUUCAAGCCGUGUAGCUCAUAGUUGUAUUGUGGGCAAGUCUUUAAUUGAUAAAGGAUUAAAAGCAGUUGAUUGGGCUAAAAUCGUGUCUGAAAGCGUUGGUGGAAAGUCUGGAGGUAAAGAUGAUGCUGCCCAGGGUAGUGGAACAAAUGUUGGUGAAAUUGAUAAUGCACUAAAAGUUGCGGAACAAUUUGCUAAACUUCAAUU
Molecule: messenger RNA, 583 nt
Organism: Racocetra persica
Lineage: Eukaryota; Fungi; Glomeromycota; Glomeromycetes; Diversisporales; Gigasporaceae
Source: the annotation of a GenBank genome assembly